Messenger RNA from Chilo suppressalis (striped riceborer), 1952 nucleotides. NCBI's taxonomy places the organism in Eukaryota, Metazoa, Arthropoda, Insecta, Lepidoptera, Crambidae. The record is from the annotation of a GenBank genome assembly.
GCAGCUCAUCUAUCCAUCUCUCACUCACUUCACUUCAUUGAAAGUCUAAAUAUUACGUGAAAAGACCUGGAAAAGUGGAAAAACAGUUUUUCUUACACAAAAUUGUUAUAAUUAAUUAUACCAAAUGGACGAAGAAGGAGAAAAUAUUUUAUUAGAAGACAAUUACUACCAAUUACUGAAUGUGUCUAAAACGGCCACCCCAGAAGAAAUAAAUAGUGCUUAUCGCCGAUUUUCACGUAUGUUCCAUCCUGACAAACACAGUACUGAUCCAAACAAACAGAAGUGGGCUGAGCAAAUCUUUAAUAAAGUCAAGGAAGCAUAUGAAGUGUUAUCAGAUUCACACAAGAGAGCUAUUUAUGAUACACUGGGAAAACAUGGCUUGGAAGUUGAUGGCUGGGAAGUAAUUUUUCGUACCCGAACUCCUAGAGAAAUUAGAGAAGAAUAUGAAAGAUUAAAACGUGAAAGAGAAGAGCGAAGAUUACAACAGAGUGCCAAUCCAAGGGGUACCAUUACUCUAUCUGUAAAUGCUACAGACCUGUUUAUGAAAUAUUAUGAUGAGUAUGAAAUUAUGGAAGACACUGCUAUCAUACCAAGCAUUGAAGUGUCAGGAAUGACUAUACAACAAUCAAUCGAUGCACCAGUAACCUUAAGAAAUACUAUGACGCUUUCAGGGAAUAUUUCUACACAGAAUGGCAUAGGAACUGGAUCUGUAAAUCUUUGUAACCGCCACCUAAGUUCUGAAAAGGGCUGGACAGAAGUGGAACUUGGAAUCGGGAAUGGGCCACUCUUAGGUUUUAAAAUAUUCCGGACAUUGUCUCGUUUAAUGUUUUUAAACUGUGGUACUGUGCUACAGUUCACUCCUAGAGGAAUAUCUCCAAGUCUUGUUUCAACUUUGGCUCUCCAGCUCGAUACACAUUCAGUGGGUUACCUCACAUACCGCGCGGGAGGACAGGGUGGAUCUUCAAUGACUUCCAUAUAUGUCCGCGACUCUGAGAAAUAUCACACCAACACGGCACUCCAGAUCGGCAAUCCGCACUCUUUCAUAUCCUUCAAUAUAAUGAGGAAGCUACCACAGCACGAUAUGAAGCUGAGAUUGGCUUUGAAGUUCGGUACAUUCGGCGCGAUUGCCGAGUAUGGAGCAGAGAAGAAAGUGUCACAAAACAGUAGCGUCUCAGCUGCAGUCAUGUUGGGUGUGCCUAGUGGUGUAAUGCUCAAAUUGAAGUGGACUUGUUCGUCACAAACAAUAGUGGUUCCUAUACAUCUGUGCGAGGAAGUGAUGCCGUCGCCGGUGUUCUACGCCACGGUUAUUCCUCUGGUUUCGUGGCUGGUGCUGAAGAAACUAGUACUAGAUCCCAUAGCAAGAGAGCGGCAAGAACGGGAAAGGCAACGGUCAAUGGAAGCUAACUUUGAAAGAUUGCAAGAAAUGCAGCGUCAAGCGCGUGCGACUGUCGAGCUGAUGAGAGAAACGUAUUCGCGGAUCAGAAGUGACGAAGAGAAGAGGAUGGGGCUAGUUAUUAUCAAAGCGGUCUACGGAAAAUUGCCUUCGGGUGCUUCGAGUCACGAGAUCGCGGCCGAACAGACGGGCGAUACGGCCACGUCUCCAGAAUCGCCAAGCCUCUACAGCGAAGUGAUCGACGUCACCAUCCCGAUACAGUGUCUCGUGAAGGACUCCCGCCUGGAACUGUUGGAGGCCAGCAAGUCUGAAUUGCCCGGCUUCUUCGAUCCGUGCGUGGGCGAUGACAAGCACCUCACGAUCCAAUACAUGUUCCACAACAACUUGCACAGCUGCACAGUAUCAGAUAUGCAAGCCGUCGUUCUGCCCCGCAAUAAUCAUAGGGUGAAGAAUCGUUCCUGAAAUUUAACACAAAGGCGGGGUGUGCUUCAUAGACGCGAAAUCGGCUACCACCUCCGAAAAUAAACAGGCGUUUGUUAUGACCGACCAUUAGCGGAUU